AUGGCGGAACAAACCCCUCAAGACGUCGUGGCCCACGCCCAAUCCCCAGCAGACACCGUAUCGACGACCAAUACUAAGCGAAAGGCUGAAGAGCAGUUAACGAAAGAGAUGGUUGAGCAACAACCACAAACCGAGCAGUCGGCGGCUCCCAGCACCGAGCAGCAACCGACCGAGCAAACCACAACCGCAACCACCACAGACAACACCCAAGAGCCACAAGUGCAACAAAAACAAGACAAUGCCGAAAGCCAACCAGCCGAUGGCACCACUCCCACGGCCACCAACGAAGACGGCACCCCCAAACUCUCCAAGAACCAACUGAAGCGUCUCCGCAAGCAGGCCGCCCACGAGCAAUUCCGCGCCGAGCGCAAAGAAAAGCGCAAAGAGAAGCGUCACCAACAACAAGCCAAGAAGCGGGCGCUGAAAGAAGCCGUGGCAGCCGAAGCCGUCGCAGCGGGCGAGGACCCGGAGGAGGCCGUGAAGAAGCUGUACAGGGAGCCGUGGGUGGCGCACCCGGUGCCGGUGGCCUUCAUCAUCGACUGCGACUUUGAGGAGUACAUGCGCGACAACGAGAUCGUAUCCCUCUCUUCGCAAAUCGUGCGCUCCUACUCGCAGAACCGGCGCGCCAAGUACCAGGCCCAGUUGGUGAUCAGCUCGUGGAAGGGCAAGCUCAAGGACCGGUUCGUGCAGGUGCUGAAUAACGCGCACCUGAACUGGAAGGGCGGGGUCAAGUGCGUGGAGGGCGAUUUCAUGCAGGCGGCGGAGGUUGCGAAGCAGAUGAUGGAGGAGCCGGAGGUCAAGGAGGGCAUGAUCGAUUUUCUCAAGCCGAGUGGAAAUGGUGGGUUGUUGCUUCCUGAACCGGAAGCAGUCGAGGAGACGGUGGAGGAGACGGUGGAGGGUGGUGGUGCUCCCAAGGCUCAGCCGAAGCCUGUCGAGGAAGAGGCCGAGGAUGUGAACCAGUCGAUCGUUUACCUGUCGGCAGAGUCUGACUACACGUUGGACAAGCUAGAAGCCAACACGUGCUACGUCAUCGGCGGCCUGGUGGACAGGAACCGCGAAAAGGGGCUCUGCUACGGGCGGGCCAAGGCGGCAAAGGUGCGGACGGCUAAGCUACCCAUUGGAGAGUACAUGGCCAUGCAGAGUCGCUAUGUCCUCACGACGAACCAGGUCGUGGAGAUCAUGGCCAAAUGGCUCGAGUGCGGUGACUGGGGUGAGGCGUUCCUGACUGUUAUCCCGAAGAGAAAGGGCGGAACCCUCAAGGCCGAGUCAUCGUGCGGUACCCCUGCUGCGGACAACGGCGAGGAUGAUGAAGAGGAGAAGAAUGGCGCUGGUGAAGCUAAUGGUGAGGCUGCGGCUAAGGAGGUUGCAGAGCAGACGACAGAGCAGGCACAGGAUGUGCAGUCGUCUGGUUAA
Sordaria macrospora k-hell is the source of this 1413-nucleotide messenger RNA. RefSeq lists its product as uncharacterized. Gene Ontology annotation, cellular component: nucleus. Lineage: Eukaryota; Fungi; Ascomycota; Sordariomycetes; Sordariales; Sordariaceae. Gene Ontology annotation, molecular function: tRNA binding. Gene Ontology annotation, biological process: tRNA N1-guanine methylation. The record is from RefSeq and is a predicted model, not a curated record.